AAUUGAUCGGUAUGGCUCCAACAUCAGCUCGAUUGGCAUCAAACAUACCAGAAGAGGAUCGAGCUUUUUUCAUGGUCAUGGACAUUGUAUUCAGUCCACAUCAACAUUCGAGCGCUGAACUUGGUUAUUAUUAUGAGGCCGAAUGUGAGGAUACAUUCUCGAUGCAACGAUUUCAAGUGGCUGCUAAAUUCUUCCAUCAUUAUGAUCAGUAUCGGCCAUUAAAACAAUUGAGUCGGAUAUUGGUCAAAUAUGUCAACAUUAGCUCUACAUCUGGUUCUCUAUCCGCUAAUGCUCAGCAUCGAAUUCGCAAUCAAUUGAUCAAAGAAUUUGAUCUGGUCAAACAUAAUGCUCAUUACGGUCUUGUUCCAAUGUAUUCAAUCUGUUGUCGAGUACCGAACGUAUUCUAUGUAUUCAUGGAUCGUCCAGAUGAAACUCUGGACGAAUAUCUAUUACGUCACAAGGACAACAUGUUGCCCAAUUAUUCAAGUCAAUCAAAAUCUUUUCGGCCUGUCUCUCUCAUUCCAUUCGAAUCAACCCGAUUCAUAUUACGAUCUGUGUCGAAUACUUUACUGCGGUUACAUGAGAACCUAAUCUUUCAUGGCCGAUUAUCAGCCAAUUCGGUGUUCAUACGAUUCAAUCAUCACAACCAUCAUCAUUGGACAAAAACAACUACCGGUGAUAUAUCAUCAGUUCGUUUGGCCAAUUUGGCAUUCGCUCAAGUGUUUAAGCAUCCACAAACCGAUCAAGAACAAUGUCGAAUCGAUGAACAACAAAUAGAGGUGCAACAAACCAAAGAAAUGAUCAAUUUAUACGAAAUGGCUGUUCGUGUGGGAGAAUGCACACAAUUUGAAUCGAUACAGCAAAGAGAUCGAUUUUACGAUACACUAUCCUUGUUGCUAUAUACCGAUGAUACCUGUUCGAUAGCAAGCAAACAAUCAACGUUACAAAAAUUUUCCCAGUUUCUUUAAACCAAUUGAUGAUGAAAUGUGGGGAGAAUGUCUAUGUCUACCCUUCACACUUUAAUUUGUCAUGUGAAAUUCAAACAAACAAAAAAUAUAUGACCAAUAUAUUUCCAAUAUUCAAUGCACGUCACUGCUUACUUGGAACAUCGCCUAUCACGUUUUUAUUUGACAUACGUCAGCAUCAUUAUCGAGAUGAAUCGAUCGAUCGAUCGAUCGAUCGUAG
Messenger RNA from Dermatophagoides farinae (American house dust mite), 1185 nucleotides. RefSeq lists its product as uncharacterized. NCBI's taxonomy places the organism in Eukaryota, Metazoa, Arthropoda, Arachnida, Sarcoptiformes, Pyroglyphidae. The record is from RefSeq and is a predicted model, not a curated record.